Populus euphratica (Euphrates poplar) is the source of this 2207-nucleotide messenger RNA. RefSeq names its product cationic amino acid transporter 6, chloroplastic-like. Lineage: Eukaryota; Viridiplantae; Streptophyta; Magnoliopsida; Malpighiales; Salicaceae. The coding region runs from base 186 to 1946 and encodes 586 amino acids. Gene Ontology annotation, biological process: amino acid transport; transmembrane transport. The record is from RefSeq and is a predicted model, not a curated record. The transcript has 5 exons. Gene Ontology annotation, molecular function: amino acid transmembrane transporter activity. Gene Ontology annotation, cellular component: plasma membrane.
UAGUGGACACUAGGCAAAGAGAAGGGAAAUUGAUUCACACUCACACAAAGUGGCCCUUUUAUUAACCUUCCAUUGUCAGUCCAAGCCCUUUAUAAGUCCCCCUCAUCUACUCUUAACUCCCUACACAGAAGCUAGAGACAGAGACAUAAGAUUGAUAAAAGGAGUUUUUUUUUUUUUUUUUGUCAAUGGAGAGCAGUCAUGGUUCUUCUUUCUCUAGCUUGAAUUCUUACAUUCAGGCCCUGGCUCAGACCCCAGCUCGUUUUGCCAGGCGGGCUGGUUCAGUCUCAACUUCUUAUGAAGAAACGAGCAGGGUCAAGGCCAGGUCUGGUUCUGACAUGCAAAGAACUCUUCGUUGGUAUGACCUCGUUGGGUUUGGCAUCGGUGGUAUGGUUGGUGCUGGUGUUUUUGUCACCACUGGCCGUGCCAGCCGUGUAUGCGCUGGCCCAUCAGUUAUUAUCUCUUAUGCCAUUGCUGGUCUCUGUGCUCUCCUCUCCGCCUUUUGUUACACCGAGUUUGCGGUUGACAUGCCCGUCGCCGGCGGUGCUUUCAGUUAUCUCCGUGUCACUUUUGGUGAGUUUGCAGCGUUUUUAACCGGUGCAAAUCUUAUAAUGGAUUAUGUCAUGUCAAACGCCGCUGUUGCUAGAAGCUUCACUGCCUAUCUAGGCUCAGCAAUUGGCAUUUCCACAUCAAAAUGGAGAGUUGUUGUCCAUGUACUCCCAGAUGGCUUCAAUGAAAUUGAUAUUUUUGCAGUCCUUGUUGUCUUAGCCAUUACUCUCAUCAUCUGCUACAGCACAAGAGAGAGUUCAGUGGUGAACAUGGUGUUAACAGCCUUACACAUAUUGUUCAUUGGGUUUGUGAUACUAAUAGGAUUCUGGAAAGGAGAUCGGAAAAACUUCACAGAGCCAGCAGACCCAAAGAACCCAUCUGGGUUUUUCCCAUUCGGUGCUUCUGGUGUGUUCAAUGGAGCAGCAAUGGUGUAUCUGAGUUAUAUUGGAUAUGACGCUGUUUCUACUCUAGCUGAAGAAGUCCAUAACCCAGUUAAGGAUAUCCCUAUUGGAGUUUCAGGCUCUGUUAUAAUUGUCACCGUUCUCUAUUGCCUCAUGUCUGCUUCCAUGUCCAUGCUCCUCCCUUAUGAUAUGAUUGAUGCAGACGCACCAUUCUCAGCCGCAUUUAGAGGGAAAUCAGACGGCUGGAAAUGGGUUUCUAACUUGAUAGGGAUGGGGGCCAGCUUUGGGAUCCUUACGUCCUUAUUAGUUGCAAUGCUGGGACAAGCUAGAUACAUGUGUGUUAUCGGACGGUCCAAUGUUGUCCCUGCUUGGUUUGCUAGGGUCCACCCAAAGACAUCAACGCCCGUUAAUGCUUCCGCAUUUCUUGGAAUCUUCACUGCUGCAAUUGCUCUUUUCACUGAUUUAAAUGUCCUCCUCAAUCUGGUAUCAAUCGGCACACUAUUUGUCUUCUACAUGGUGGCUAAUGCUGUAGUUCACAGACGUUACGUAGCCAUAGGGACGACCAAUCCGUGGCCUACAUUAGCCUUCCUGUGCUCAUUUUCCUUGACCUCUAUCCUAUUCACUCUCAUUUGGCACUUCAUGCCACAAGGCAAGGGAAAAGCCGUUAUGCUCGGUGCUUGCGCGGUGAUAGCGAUUGCAAUAAUACAGCUCUUUCGUUGCUCGGUGCCACUAGCAAGUAAGCCUGAAUUUUGGGGUGUUCCAUUGAUGCCAUGGAUACCAUGUGUAUCUAUCUUCUUGAACAUAUUCUUGUUGGGGUCUCUUGGGGGUCCGUCCUAUGUGCGGUUCGUCUUCUUUUCAGCUCUUGCUGUGCUUGUAUAUGUUCUGUACAGUGUCCAUGCUAGCUUCGAUGCUGAAGCAGAAGGCUCUUUCGGUCAAAAGAAUGGUGGGAUUGUGAAGGAAUCAGGAGAGAGCGAUCAGGACCCUAGUUUCAAAGUGUAAAAAAAUUGUCUUUCUCAUUUACCUUUUCCUUGGUAGUGACCUCUGCUUUUUGAGUGGUUGAUGGAUACCAGGGGAGAAAAAGGAAGGCUUAGAAUAGAAGGAAUUUUGCCUAAGUGGCUGCUUGUAUAGUUGGUGAAGGGAGGUGGACUUGAAAUUAGGCUGUGUGAUCCUUUGUACAUCAGCUCAUGUGAUCCAUCAACUACUAUUAAAUUUGCUCGUUUGACUUGAACAGUUCAUGAAUGAAGCGUAGCAUAGAAAAGA